UAGUUUGUUAUUUUCAAAUUGAAUUUGGAUUUUUUAAUUUUUAAAAGGCUGCGGUAAAGUUUUUGACCUUCACGGAUAAUUUUUAUAAUUGAUGGGUUAUCGUUAGAUUGAUAGGAUUAAAUGACAGCGAAUUUGAUAUAUUUUUGGUAUCAUUCGAUAGAGGACCCUCGACUUCCUAUUGCAAAGUAAUAUUUGUUUUCUUGCAAAACGACUUUAAGCCAAGUUAUGGCCAAUCAAAGUUUUCGGUCCUCGGGUGUAUUUGAGUAUAAGGAAGAGGAGAAAGGAAUUCCAAAAUUUCUUGGCGAAGCCGCAGCUUUUGGUGGUUCAAAUAUAGAGCCUUCUGUCCGUUCCUGUUUUGAACAUUCCAAAUUCCCUCCACAUAUAAAUUCUGAUCAAUUUCUUGAUUGGCUUAAGAGAGAGCCUCAAUCUUUAGUUUGGCUUCCAGUUAUGCACAGAUUAGCCUCUUCUGAAUUUGCAAAACAUCAAGCUAAAUGUAAUGCUUGUAAAAUGUUUCCGAUUGUUGGCCUUCGUUAUCGUUGUUUGCGUUGUUUUAAUUUUGAUAUUUGCCAAAAUUGUUUCUUUAGCCAAAGAAUUGCAAAAAGUCAUAAAUUAAAUCAUCCAAUGCAAGAAUAUUGUACUCCUACAAGUACUGGCGAUGAUGUUAGGGAUUUUACUGCAAUUAUUAAAAAUAAAGUACGUCAAGGAAAGGGAAGAAUUGGUUAUUUACCUGUUGAACAAAUAAAUGAAGGUCCACCACUUGAAUGUGCUGAACAAACACCACAAAAUUCUGAAACAGAAUCUAUACAUCAAAGGAUGCAUUUAAUUGCUUCUCGAUUAGAAAAAAGACAAAUUGAGGCAGCUGAACAUUUUCCUUUGGCUGUUAUUUUGCCUUCGGAUGUCAAAAUUAACGGAGUCGAAAAGAAUGGAAUAAUGGGUGUUGGUAUGCAUACACCAAUAAUGAUUGAUAAUGAAAAAAAUGAAAAAGAGAAUGAACUUAUUAAUGGAAAUAAACAACAAAACGAGAUUUCUCAAAAAUUGCCAGCAAUUCCCGGUUUAGCCCCAAACUAUCAAUCACCAGAAAUUCAGAUUUAUCACGAUCAACAAAGAAAUGCACAAAUUUCUGCGGUUGUUUUAGCUGCCCAACAAGAAGUUAAAUCCCCUAGUCAAUUGGUUACUCAAGUAGAUCAAGCAAGUAAAGAAGAAUUGGGGCAAUUAUUACAAAAAUUACAAUAUGAAAAUAUAGAAUUAAAAAGAAAAAUUGAGGAAAGAAGAAAGGCAAUUUAUUCAACAAAUAAUUUUUCUCAUCAAGCAACAACUUCAACACCAAAUUUACGAACACCUGUAAAUAAUGAAGAUUUAGAAAAAAUUGAAACUGAUUCUCAACAAAAACAAAUAAAUAUUGAAGAUGCACACAAAAUUCGUGCAAAAAGUAUUGGAACUGUUGGUCUUCCAACAAUAUUUUCACAACAAACAAUGUUGCCUCCCCCACGUAUUCAACGUCCAUUUCCAGUUCCUGAUCCAAUAACCGAACAAACAAAUGAUCAUCUUCAACAAAUGACAGUUCUUGUUGAGGCUCAAAAACUUAGAUUACACCAAAAAAGAUUAGAAGAAAGAGGAAUGGUACUUGAGGAACAAAAUAAACAAUUACAACAACAACUUGAUAGAUUACAAAAAUUAAUGGAAAAAAAAAAUGAAAUUAUUUUAACACCAACACAAAAACGUAUAGAUGAAGUCCAAACAGGUAUAGUCUCCUCUACAGAUGCAGAGGAUACAGAUAUGGAAAUGUUGGGAAUUAAUAGAAAAUCUGUUGGGGGAGGAUUAAGUUCUGGACAAAUUGGGACAGAAAUACGUAGAAAUAGAAUGGAUAGAUUAAGAGAAACAGUAAAUGAAUUAAAUAAAGCAAUGGAACAUUUUGUACAAUUUACUCAGCAUUGUAGUGCUGUAAGUGGAACAACUGCUGCCUUAAGAAGAGAUAUUGAAAAUGAAAAUGGUGAUGAUAAUGAAGAAGAAAAUGAUGAAUUAGAUAGUGGAACUGCUGAUCAAGAUUGUUUUGAGGAGAAAAAAGAUUAA
Meloidogyne enterolobii is the source of this 2070-nucleotide messenger RNA. The record is from the annotation of a GenBank genome assembly. NCBI's taxonomy places the organism in Eukaryota, Metazoa, Nematoda, Chromadorea, Rhabditida, Meloidogynidae.